This is a messenger RNA of Thunnus maccoyii (southern bluefin tuna), 2599 nucleotides long. RefSeq names its product zinc finger protein 36, C3H type-like 2 (gene zfp36l2). The record is from RefSeq and is a predicted model, not a curated record. Gene Ontology annotation, molecular function: metal ion binding; mRNA binding. The transcript is spliced from 2 exons. The coding region runs from base 248 to 1540 and encodes 430 amino acids. Lineage: Eukaryota; Metazoa; Chordata; Actinopteri; Scombriformes; Scombridae.
ACGCAUUUAUACCCAGUCAAAAAGGCUAGAGCGCACAGUGAAGCACUCUGGCUCAGCGCUUCUCGAGGGGAGGAAAUAAAACCACCUACAACUCAACAAUACAAACCUACCCCCCUUUUUUUCCUUCUUCUACGGACUUAAGCUACACACAAACUUUUGAAGCAACUUUUCAAAACUUUUCCACAACCAAAACCAGUCGUGGCACAAACUACCGCUCGUCGCAUUCAAGGAUCCUGGUCGGUCCUCCAUGAAAGAGGGAGUGCGGCAGCAAACUUGGGGAAACGAGAUGUCUGCGACCGUCUUGUCUGCUUUCUACGACAUGGACAUGCUUUACAAGCAAGAUAAAAGCAUGAACAUGAACGCCCUGCACAUCAACAGCAUGCUGGACAAGAAAGCGGUGGGGGCUCCGGUCACUUCUCCGGGCUCCGGCGGCUCCUUCACACCGGGAUUUUUCCGCAGAAACUCAACCAGCAACAUGGAGGCGAUGAACAACGGCAACAAAUACUCGAUGGGCUCCUACAGUAGUCUGAAGGAGAACACACCGAGCAGCAACAGCAGCGCCACAGCUCUCAUGAACAAGGAAAACAAGUUCCGCGACCGCGCUUACAGCGAGAACGGAGACCGGGGCGUGCUGCAGCAGAAGCCCGGCUCUCAAAUCAACUCCACCCGCUACAAGACCGAGCUGUGCCGGCCCUUCGAGGAGAACGGGUCGUGCAAGUACGGGGAGAAAUGUCAGUUCGCUCACGGCUACCACGAGUUGAGGAGCUUGUCCCGCCACCCUAAGUACAAAACGGAGCCGUGCCGCACCUUCCACACCAUCGGUUUCUGCCCGUACGGUCCCCGGUGUCACUUUAUCCACAACGCCGACGAGCGCCGGCCCGCUCCGGCCGCCAACGCUAAUGUGCAGGCAGGGGAGCCAAGGUCGGCUCGUGAGCUGUGCGGUUACGGCCAGAGGGAUGUCUUGCCCCCGCAGCAGCUCGGCUACACCCCGAGGGACAGACCAAAGCUUCACCACAGCCUCAGCUUCUCCGGCUUCUCCACCCACCACGGACUCGAGUCCCCCCUGCUUGACAGCCCCACGUCCCGGACCCCACCACCACCUACCACCGCCUCCUCCUGCACCUCCGCCUCCAGCUUCUACGAGGAGGUGCUGUCGCCCAACUCGGUGUCCUGCAUCAACAGUGCCUUCUCUUUCCCCGGACAGGACUUAAAAGCCUUACUGGCCCCACUAGCCGUGCACACCCCCGGCGGCUACGCCAACAACCACUCCACCGGUGCCUACUACGGGAACAUGCAGGGCAGCAUGUGCCCGCCCUCCCCUCCGACCUAUAACAUGAGCCACUUGCAGGCGCUGCGCCGCCUCAGCGAGUCGCCGGUGUUCGAGCCUCCUCCCAGUCCGCCAGACUCGCUCUCUGACCGGGAGAGCUAUGCGAGCGGGUCCCUCAGCUCUUCCGGGAGCCUCAGCGGCUCCGAGUCCCCGAGUCUGGACGCUGGAAGACGGUUGCCAAUCUUCAGCAGGCUGUCGAUUUCAGAUGACUAAUCAUGUUUUGUUUUCAAAUGGAUUAUGGAUGGGCCAGGGGGGGCUGGAGGAGUUAGAGGGUGUUAAGUGAGUGAGGUAGACUGUACUUCAAGCAGAGGAUCCCUGUUCAGCCCCCUCACCCCACAGCCCUUCACCCAAUUUCAGCAGCAUCCACCCUGCUGAAGUGCCUUUGAGCAGCAAGACAUUGAAUCCCUACCAGCUCCAGGGGUGCUGACCCUGCUCUGACCUCCCUGGAGGGGGGCAAGAGAAGAGAAUUUCACCCACAGGGAUCAAUAGAGCAUCACAGUUUAAAGUGUCCUUGACCUGGCAUUAGUUUAGUAUUUUUUUUCUUUGUAUGUAAUAUAGCUGUAUUAAAACUUAGAUAGCAAACAGAAGGCAUUCCAUCAGUGCCUUGCCCAAGGGCUCAUGGCAGCCCGUCUCCCUUUUGCUCUAUCAGGCAAGCCACACUUUUCCUGGGAUUAGAUGUGUAACAUGACUUGACAAGAAGAGACUGUAAGCGGUUUCAGAUUUCCUCCAUCCUGCCAAGAAUAUGCCUUGACUCAAAGUAACAUUUUGUUUUUCUUUAUCAAAGUGUGUUUAAAUAUAUAUAUAAAUAUAUAUAUUAUUUUUUUUCCUAUCUGAAAGCUUCAACUUCCAUUCCAGAUCUGUCUUCUCCCAGCGCCACCCAGUGGUUCGUUUGGUUAGUCUAGUUUGUUGCUUGGUUAAAAAGCACUCUUGAGUGGGGUUUGUUUGGGGAAAUCACUGCUGAUGGUUGAAUAUAUAUUUUUUUAGCUGUUUUUGAGUGAUUUACAUAGCAGUGCAUAACUGGCUAUGGACUAUUUAACUUAUUUAUUAUCUUGUGAAAAAAGUAUAGGCUACAUUGGUAAUUUGUGUCCAUACUGUAUUUAUCAAGUAUGAUGAAGCAAUAGAUCUAUAUUCUUUUAUGUUUAAAUUAUGAUCGCCAUUAUUAAUCUGCAUAAAGUGGAGUGUAUGUUCUUUUCACAGUAAUAUAUAUAUUUUGUUUUUUUUCUCCUUUUUUUUGUAACUUCACUUGGUUAUUUUUAUUGUAAAUGAGUAAAA